Molecule: messenger RNA, 651 nt
Organism: Melospiza georgiana
Lineage: Eukaryota; Metazoa; Chordata; Aves; Passeriformes; Passerellidae
Product: apovitellenin-1-like
Exons: 3
Coding region: 1-321 (106 amino acids)
Biological process (GO): lipid metabolic process
Cellular component (GO): chylomicron
Molecular function (GO): enzyme inhibitor activity
Source: RefSeq, a predicted model, not a curated record
AUGCUGCAAUCCAGGGCACUGGUGAUAGCUCUGAUUCUGCUCCUUAGCACCACUCUCCCCGAAGUGCAGUCAAAGUCCAUCUUUGAGAAAGACCGUCGUGAGUUGCUGGCCAUUCCUGAGACUAUUGCAUCUUACUUCUAUGAAGCUGUGAACAAGGUGUCCCCUAAAGUCAGCCAGUUCUUGUUGGAUACUGUCCAGAGUCCAACAGUUAUUGCGGCCAGACAGAGAAUCGCCAAAGAAGCAACCAAAGUCAGUAUAAUGUUUGAACAGCUGAUUGAAAAAAUAAAGAACCUGUGGUACACAAGAGUCCUAGGCUAUUAGCCAAAUUAAGACAAGUCAGCGUUUCCUGAUGUGAGCGUGUAACACCUUCCAGCGUCCCCUUUCCCCCGGCCCCCCCCUACGGACCAAGAUCAGUCAAUAACACAGAAUCGAUGCUCCCCUUAGUGCCACUAGAGGGAAUCCACCUUCAAAGACCAAAAGAUGGAAGGCAUCUGCCGAAGGCAUCUGCUGAAGCCUCCCCAGAAAAAAAUCAAGCAGCUGGGCAUGGAGAAGGCAAUAUAGAGAUUCUUCUGUAGCCAAAUCUUGAAAAUUAAUUCGUCCUGAAUGGCUUGGUCAUUGCCCCUCUAAUAAAAAAAAAUGUUGGUUGCUACA